AUCACAUCUGUACUUUUUAGAAAUGUCUUUUUGAAAAUAUUUUCUAUUUUGGAUCAAAAUAAUGAUCUAAUUUAAGAAUGAUAGCAUAUCAUAGUCUGAUUAUACUGGUUCUGUUAAAUCGAUCAAACUGUUUAGAAUUUACAAUCGGUGCAUUGUUAAGUGAUGAUGAGGUUAUUUCUGGUUUUAAAAGGAUGGUUUCAUCCGUCAGGGAUAGCGUUUAUGAUGAUGCAAUCACUUUCAAAGCUGCCGGAGAGACUCUUGCUCUAAAUGCUCUUAAAGCGACAAAUCAGGUCUGUAACCUGUUCAAUUCUUCAGAGGGUCGAAUGUUUGCUCUAAUAAUCUCCCAUCCAAAUGGAGCACCUGGAUCUGCACCUUUAUCCGUGUCAUUUACCUGUGCAUUUUAUCACCUACCGGUUAUUGGAGUUAGUGCAAGGCACUCAAUUUUCAGUGACAAGUACAGCCAUGGCAGCUUUCUCCGUACAGUUCCACCAUUCAGCAAUGAAGCAUCUGUUUGGGUUGAUUUAAUAAAAGCGUUUGGUUGGCGCGAAGUCUGUGUAAUUCAUUCAGAUGACCAUGAUGCCAAAAAGGUGUUGUCGUACUUAGAGUCCGCUUCUCAAAGAGGAAUAGACUUCAAGAUUACUCGUCAAGUUGCUAUCAAUACAGAUGAAGAGGAUGCUGCUCAAAUGAAGGAUUUUAUCAGUCUCUUGCAACCAGUUCGAAACGAACAAACACGAGUUAUUUUGCUGUUUUUACGCUGCAAGUUUGCAGAGUAUGUGUUUUUGGCUGCACGUAAACUGGGCAUGCUGGAGGCAGAAUGGGCUUGGAUUGUCACUGAACAGGCUUUGGAUGCUUCAAAUAUACCAAAUGGUGUGAUUGGUGUCCGGUUACUUCAAGUUACCGAACUAGAUCACGUUGCCGAUGCAGUCAGAAUCGCCACACAGAGCAUUCUUCACUUAGUUCGUACUGAUUAUGAUGCGAUGAAACAUCUUUACUCAGUUAAAGCAUGUAGUGAUAAUCCUUCAGAAAUUCAAUCAAAAUCAAAGCUACCUGGUAAAUCGACCUAUAUGUGGAAGGAUUACGCAGCCAAACUCUUCCGAGACAUGUUAGCAAUGAAUUUAACUGAUGGUCGAACUGGUCAUUUGGAAUUCAAUGAAUAUGGUGAUCGUAUUAAACCAAUUUAUGAUAUUGUAAAUGCUCAAAUAACUAAUCAGGACAUAAAUAAUUUAUCUGCACAAAAAUCAUUUGAGUUUGAACGGCCAACAUUGGUUUCUGUUGGAAGUUACGGUGUACAUCAACCAACCCCUAUGGAAUGGUUAUCUGAUGAACCUCAUCCUUCUCUGUUGUCAAUCAAUUUAAGUAAAUUAAUUUGGCCGGGUAAUAGUAUUGUAAAACGUCAACAGUUGGUAUGUAUACAACGUGCUAAUGAUGGAAAAUGUCAAAAAACUGAAAAACGACUGGUACAUGCAGCACCGAUUAGUUUUAAAAAGAAAACACAUUUAAAAGUUGUAACUAUUGAAAGUAUACCAUUCGUACAAACUCGUCCAAAAUUAACUGAUAAGUGUAAUGAAUCUGAUGAUCCCUUAGUUUUUAAAACUGAAAUUGAAUGUACUCAUACUGACCCGACUACUGGCGUCAAGAAACAUUAUUGCUGUUAUGGUUAUUGUAUUGAUCUUCUCCGAUUAUUGGCUAAUAGGACUGGACUAGAAUUAACUUCUACACCAUUCACAUAUGAUUUACAUUUAGUUGGUGAUGGACAAAUAGGUGAUGUUGAUGAAAAUGAAACACAUAAAUGGACUGGUAUUAUUGGUGAAAUUUUGUCUGGUACAGCUGACCUAGCUGUUGCACCAGUCUCUAUUACACCGGAAAGAGCUGCACGAGUUGAAUUCACUAAGCCAUUCAAAUAUUUGGGAAUAACUAUUCUAGUGAAACGAGAACGUGCUCGAUCCAAUCUUGGUUCAUUUCUUCAACCUUUUGAAAGUUCACUAUGGGUUCUUGUAGCCUUGUCUGUACAUGUUGUCGCUUUUGUAUUAUAUUUGCUCGAUCACUUUUCACCAUUUAGUCGAACAAACUCUGAUCUUGAUAUGUCUGUCGAUGGUAGUGGCAGUCAUUCAACUUUACGCCAGUUUGAUAAUGAAAAACAAACUAAUGACAAAAAUACACUAACUCUAACUCACCUGCGACAACAACAACAAAAAGAAGACGAAGAAGGUAUGAAUUUAAGUAGUGCAGUGUACUUUGCUUGGGCUGUAUUAUUAAAUUCUGGGAUUGGUGAAGGUACUCCACAUUCAUUUAGUGCUCGUGUUCUUGGAAUGGUAUGGGCUGGAUUCGCUAUGAUAAUAGUAGCUAGUUAUACAGCCAAUUUGGCUGCAUUUCUUGUUUUGGAUAGACCUGAAGCGUCUAUUUCUGGAAUUGAUGACGUUCGACUUCGCAAUCCUCAAAAAGAUUUUCUAUUUGCAACGAUUCGUGGUAGUCCUGUAGAAAUGUAUUUUAAACGACAAGUUGAAUUCGCUACCAUGUAUCGUGUAAUGGAAACAAAUAAUUAUGAUUCAGUAGAAGAAGCAAUUCAAGCCAUUAAAUCUGGCUCACUUAAAGCUUUCAUAUGGGAUUCAGCAAGAUUAAAUUAUGAAGUUUCCAUUGAUUGUGAAUUGAUUACUGCUGGUGAGGUAUUUGGUCGUAAUAGUUAUGGCUUAGUAAUGAAAAAAAAUAAUCCCUGGUUAUACGAAUUGUCACAAGCAGUGUUAAAUUUUCAUGAAAGAGGUAUAAUGGAAACAUUGGAUACCAAAUGGAUACAUAUCAAAUCCAAUAACUGUGAACGAACUGAAUCAAGUCCAGCAACUUUAGGUUUAACCAAUAUGGCUGGUGUAUUUAUCAUGAUUGGUAUGGGGUUAGUAGCUGGGGCUAUACUGACGUUUGUUGAGGUAUUGUGUACGAAACGUAAAUGUGAACAAAAGAAAAAACAUGAACUAUCCACUUCAACAAUACAACAAUGGCGAGAUGCUGUGCAGAAGCGUCAAAAUGAAAGAUAUUUUAUGAACACUAUGGAUAAACAAAUGCAAUUAUGUCACAAUACAGAAAUAUCCUUUGACGAUGUCAUUCACCACUCAGUUGCUGUUGAUAAAAAUAAUUUAGACUCGUCUUCUAUUUAUUGUACUAAUAUGAAAGAUAAACAAUCAAAUAAUCCCAAACCUAAUCUUUCAAUGAAUAUGAAGGAAAAAUAUUCAGUUAUAGAAGAUGAUUUAUUGUCCACUAAAGGUCGAAUAACUCGUAAGCGUAAAGCUAGUGAUUAUAGCUGUGAUGAUGAUGAUGAUGAUGGUGACAAUGAUGCGUUAGACAGUUCACUAUCUUUUGCUAUGCAAACCUCAAAAAAUAAUUUGAAACAAAUAAGCGAAAAGUAUUGUGUUACUACUUAUCGUUGCGAUCAAGUUAACAAUCAUGAGAAUAAUGAUAACGUUGGGCUGGAACAAGAGGAAGACCAGGUAGGACAGGAGGGUUACGAAGAAGAAGAGUUUAGUGAACUUAUUCAUCGCUCUGGUACUUUUACUGCUAAUAAUAAUAUGAACAAUAUCAAUCAUUACCAAAGAUCAAAUAUUAUUUCAGCUGGAAGAAAAAAGUUCAUCAUUUUCAGUAUGAAGGUUGAGGAGAUUGUCGAAUUUUAUUUUAGAUCACGAGUAAGAAUCUUUUGUGAAAUUUUCGACAAAAUAUGGAUUGAUCAUUAACAUUUGUAUUUUAUUGUUAUAUUUGCUAUUGAACUCAAAAUGUUAUUAUUUGAAGGAGAACCAGCUUUAUUCUUUUUAUUUAUCAUAUCAACAUUGAGUUUAUUGAUUGGUGGUUGCUUAUGGGGAUCAGGCGAAGAUGAAGGUGCAGUAACUAAAAUGACUAUUGGCAUCGUAAUAUUUACUAUAGGAUGUGCUACUACCGUAGCAUUUUUUGUUACAUACACGAUAAAACAAAUUAGAAAAAAACGGAAACGCAAAAAGGAAAUUGAACGUAUUUUACAAUUAAAAGAAGAAGUCAAUGCAUAUGAAGUAUAUAAACCACAAAUCAGUAAAAUGACCGAUGAAGGUUAUGAUAAUGAAGGUAUAGAUCAUAAUGAACGGACAACAACUCUUUAACUAUCACUAAUUAUCAAUAACAGCAUACUUACAUGAGCGUUUGCACAGCAUAGAUCCAUUGAAAACUUUCGAAAUUUAUUAAUCGUGCUAUUAUCUCUUGACUAUUUAUUGUUUAGAUUAUGUCUUUUUCCAUCUAUUGCUAACUAUCGAAUAUUUUCAAUGAAAAUAAAAUGAGAAUGUUAAUACUAAUUCGAACCUUAUGAUAAUUUUUAAAAUUUCGGAUUUCAACUAUUUUCUACAAACAUUUUCCUACAAUUUACUUUUGGAACGUUUAUACCAAUCGUUAUGUCCAUUUUCAAUGUGAGUAUUUGUAUGAAUUUCCAGUGAAUGAAAUGAUCCCUGUCUCUUUUUUUAAAAGUACACUUUAAUUCCACGGCUGUGAUUCAUUACUUGUUUAUUGUUUUAAAUUUUUAUGUAUAUUUUAUGAGAUAUAAAGUAUCCUUUUUAACCAUCAGAAUUUUUUGUUUUGAAAGAAAGUAAACUUGUAUACAAAACCGAUAGCUAGUAGAAUUAAUUCCCCGUGUUCUUAUUUGAUUAACGAUUUGAUUAGUGAAUGUAUUCUGCGAUUACAACUAUAUAAAGUGUGAAAACAUAUUCUGAACAGACAAUCGUAAAUGGUAAUCUUGGGUAAAGAUUAAAAUUACGUUUCUAUGAGCCUGUACAUUAUUUCUAACUAAUAUUAAUUACCUAUUACUAGUCAAAUUGUGCUUGAUUAUUUGACCUUUGAGUGAAUCAUAGAAAUACGACCAACAUUGGUACUGAUUACUGUAAAAUGAUCAAUUAGCUUGUCUAUUUAGCUAAGCUAGGAUCAUUAUUUUUGACAAAGGUUGUGGCUUAGUGGUUGAGGCAUCCGAUCAUCAGCUGCUAAGUUGCAUUUUUGAAUAGUGAUAUUAAUGAAACAGUUUUGGCAGUAUGUAUAAGUAUUUUAAUUAUUUUUGGUCCUAGAGUUGAUUAUUAUUAUUCAGUUACAUCAUUCACGGUUUCACGCAGUAUCUAACCUAAAUUAUUAGCAGACUUCUGUAGAUGCUUGUUGCUUCUUGAGUUCUUUUAAAUAUUCAUUAGCUCCGUUUUUAGCGCAUGGGCAGGAAAUAACUUGCGUGCUGUGAGGUAAUUU
Messenger RNA from Schistosoma haematobium, 5226 nucleotides. Its product is annotated as Glutamate receptor ionotropic, NMDA 1. Lineage: Eukaryota; Metazoa; Platyhelminthes; Trematoda; Strigeidida; Schistosomatidae. The coding region runs from base 78 to 3716 and encodes 1212 amino acids. Gene Ontology annotation, cellular component: plasma membrane. The transcript has 16 exons. The record is from RefSeq and is a predicted model, not a curated record. Gene Ontology annotation, biological process: monoatomic ion transport. Gene Ontology annotation, molecular function: glutamate-gated receptor activity.